Molecule: messenger RNA, 2013 nt
Organism: Fonsecaea multimorphosa CBS 102226
Lineage: Eukaryota; Fungi; Ascomycota; Eurotiomycetes; Chaetothyriales; Herpotrichiellaceae
Exons: 2
Coding region: 1-2013 (670 amino acids)
Source: RefSeq, a predicted model, not a curated record
AUGUCGGACGGAGCAUUGCUGCGCUCUCCAGAAUUUUCCGCCAUCUCUUCACCGUCAUACCAUUCUGGGGACCUGAACGAAGGCCAUCCUCUACACGACCUGCAGGGCGUCGAAGCUACAAGGGACGACCCCAGCUGCGAAAGUCUCCUUGAACCUGCCGAACCUGAUGACUAUGACCCAGAAGAAGCAAGCAUUCUAAUCCCUCCUCGGGAAUUGUUGGAGCGGUCAACUGAUGGUGACCGGCUCACUUGGACACGCCAGAACCGACUAUAUAAGUCCAAGUCCACUUUCCAAGCUGUUUUGCAGUGGAUCAAAGGUCCCCAGCCUCCUCGGAUCUACCACAUUCAAUCCUCCAAAUGGCUUCAGAAUGCGUGCGACCGGCUUCUCGACAGGGUUUUGCCUGGCAGAUGGCUCAAAUUGGUGGCUCUGCUUGCUCUCUAUGUUUUGUGGAGUGGCAUGUUCCUUUUGGCGCUGCCAAAAUGGGUGAUCUCGAGCACUGACCCCGUCUAUGGUCGGCCGAUCAGGCUGGACUGUACAUCUCGUCUAUGGCCCAACAGCACCGCCUGCGGGUUGGACGGCCAGGAGUGCCGCCCUUUCGAGGACCACCAUUUCGCCUUCGUCUGUCCGGCUGGUUGUAGAGACGCCAUGGUGCUCGAGCCUCACUUCAUCGGAUCUCAGCAAGUCAACUACCGAAGCCUCAUUGUCGGAGGACCACGACGUCUUCAGGACUCUGGGUCUGCCAUCUACCGCGGCGAUUCGUUCAUCUGCGCCGCCGCCAUCCAUGCCGGAGUCACGACCAACUCCCGCGGAGGCUGUGGAGUGCUGUUGCGCACCGGGGAGCGGUCCAACUUCCCCAGCGUCGAAGCCCACGGGAUCCAGAGCAUUGGAUUCCCCUCCAACUUUCCGCUCUCCUUUACCUUCAACUCGUCGUCCAGCAGCUUGGCAGCGCCCGCCGCGUGCAGGGAUUCUCGGUGGAUGUUCCUGGGCACAUCGGUCCUGAUUACUUCCAUUUUAUCCGUCUUCGUCACCUCCCCGGUGACGUUGUUCUGGUCAAUCUACAUCGGCAUGUUCUUCCACGUCGCCCUAAUAUCCGAUCCACCAUACUACCAAGACUACGCCGAAGUGGUCUCACUCGCGAUUCGACGAUUUCUCCCCGCCGCAUUUGUGGGGCAUGUCAUCUAUCAAUACUGCGUCUGCCGCACCUUGUCCAAUCUCAAAGCCCCCCUCGAGAGGGCUGUGCUUUGGCUUGGCGGGUGUUGGGUUGGGGCGUUGAACAACGUCACCUUCGACCGCAUACCGAUAUCGCGACUGACUCCGCACGACCUUCAGCAGCAACCCGGCGCUAUGCUGGCGCUGUCGUUGAUCAUCGGCAUCAUUCUGAUCGUCGCGAUCGGACAGGCAUGGUGCUUCCGAACCGAGGGUCGCAUGGCGCGGUACCUGCUCUUCUACGCCGUCGUGGCCAUGUUGUUGACCGCUCUCGUCCUGAUAUUCCCCAGCAUGCACCUGCAACUCCGGAUCCACCACUACAUCCUGGCCCUGAUCCUGCUUCCCGGCACGUCUCUCCAGACCCGCCCCAGUCUGCUGUACCAGGGCAUCCUGCUGGGACUGUUCCUCAACGGUGUCGCGCGGUGGGGUUUUGAUAGCAUCCUCCAGACACCGGGCCAAUUGCUCCAAGACGGCGCCGCCCUGGGUAGCGUUGUACCGUCUCUAGCUAACCCGCCGGUCAUGGUGGGAGAGGAUAACAUCACGUUCGACCUCGCCAUGUCCUCCGAAUCAUCGUCAUGGGAUGGGAUCAGCGUGCUGGUCAAUGACGUCCUCCGCUUCCUCUCCUUCCCACCCAACGACCCCAUGACAUUCCAGUGGACGCGCCGUGUGCCCCACGAGCCCGAGUUCUUCAGAUUCGCGUACGUGAAAAGGGUGGAAUUCGCUGGUGGGGAGUGGUACGGCGAUUUUACACCGCCGGCGCUGUGGGAGGGGAAUGGGACGUUUGUUCGCGCCGCCACUGCUGUAUGA